Molecule: messenger RNA, 2731 nt
Organism: Nestor notabilis (Kea)
Lineage: Eukaryota; Metazoa; Chordata; Aves; Psittaciformes; Psittacidae
Gene: TYK2
Product: tyrosine kinase 2
Exons: 17
Biological process (GO): peptidyl-tyrosine phosphorylation; cytokine-mediated signaling pathway; cell differentiation
Cellular component (GO): cytoskeleton; cytosol; membrane
Molecular function (GO): cytokine receptor binding; ATP binding; non-membrane spanning protein tyrosine kinase activity
Source: RefSeq, a predicted model, not a curated record
GGGCAGGAGGAGCGGGAAUUCUGCCGCACCUACAGCCAGGGCACGCUCAGCGCCGAGGACAUCUGCAUCGACCUGGCCCGCAGCAUCGGCAUCACGCCGCUGUGCUACAGCCUCUUCGCCCUCUAUGACACCCAGAGCCGAGUGUGGCUCCCACCCAACCACCUCUUCCACAUCGGCAAAGACACCAACCUCAACCUGCUCUUCCGCAUGAGGUACUACUUCAGGAACUGGCACGGGCUGAACGAGAAGGAGCCGGGCGUCUGCCGCAACACCCCCCGCCAGGGCGAGUGUCCCCACCAGGGGCUGCAGGGGGGGGCUCUGCUCGACAGAGCCUCCUUCGAGUACCUGUUCGAGCAGGGGAAAUACGAGUUCAUCAACGAUGUGGCCUCUUUGAGAGACCUCCAGAGCGAGCAGGAGAUGCAGAGGUUCAAGAACGAGAGCCUGGGCAUGGCCGUGCUCCACCUCUCCCACAUCGCCAUCAGGAAAGGCAUCUCCCUGGAGGAAGUAGCCAGGAAAUACAGUUUCAAGGACUGCAUCCCACAUUCCUUCUGCCGCCAGAUCCAGCAGAACAACUUCCUGACCAAAUUCCGCAUGAGGAACGUCUUCAGGAGGUUCCUGCAGCGCUUCCAGAGGCACACGGUCAGCACCGGGAAGCUCACGGCUCAGGACAUCAUGUACAAGUACUUGGCCACCCUGGAGCACCUCGCUCCUCGCUUCGGGAGUGAGCUCUUCCCCGUGCUUUCCUUGGAUACCUCCUCCGAGGGGGAGAAGGUGCAGCUCAAUGGGACGCAUCCGGAGCACCCAUUGCUCCCUAAGGAGCAGCCGGUCACCCACGAGGUCCUCAUCACCGGCACAAGCGGGAUCCAGUGGCGGCCGGUGUCCACCGAGAACACGGAGCCCUUCUCCCAUCGGGGCUAUUUUGGGAGGAAGACCCGGAACAAGGAGCUGGAGCCCAAGGGAGCGGCUCCGGAGCAGAGCGAUCCGAAAUGGGCCCAUUUCUGUGACUUCCAGGAGAUCACCCACAUCGUGGUCAAGGAGAGCAGGGUCAGCAUCCACCGGCAGGACAACAAGUGCCUGGAUGUGGUUCUUCCAUGCCCUGGGAACGCGCUCUCCUUGGUCUCCCUGGUGGACGGCUACUUCCGCCUCACUGCUGACUCCAGCCACUACCUGUGUCACCAGGUGGCACCUCCACGGCUCCUCAUGAGCAUCCUCAACGGCAUCCACGGGCCCAUGCAGGAGGAGUUUGUCUUUGCCAAGCUGCGCCGGGAGGAGGAGGAAGGGCUCUACAUCAUCCGCUGGAGCGUCCUGGACUUCAACAGGAUGAUCUUGUCUGUGGUCAAACGGGGCCAGGAGCAGGGAAGCCUCAAGUACAGACAGUUCCGGAUCCAGAAGAAAGGCAAUUCCUUUGUUCUGGAAGGCUGGGACCGGGAGUUUCCCACCCUGCGGGAGCUCCUGGAUGUGCUCAAGGGCUGCACGCUGAAGUCUGGCAAUGAGAGCUUCACGGUGAAGAGGUGCUGUCCACCCAAAGCAGGAGGUACAGGAGGAGGGGGCAGCAUUCCAGACGACAGCACGAAGCAGAUCCUCAACCUGACCCAGCUCAGCUUCCACCAGAUCCGCAAAACAGAGAUCACUCAGAGAGCCCACCUGGGCCAAGGCACCCGCACCAACAUCUACGAUGGGGUCCUGAGCAUCAGCGGGGCCGCCGAGGCCGAGGCCGAGAGCUUCUGCAGGGAGCAGAACAACAACAGGCGGGAGAUGCACGUGGUGCUCAAGGUCCUGGACCCCAGCCACAGGGACAUCGCCCUGCCAUUCCCAGCCCUUCCCAGCUCCUCUGUCCCUCUGCCAUCACUGUCGGGUGUCUCCCUCUUCCCAGAUAUCAUGGUGGAGGAGUUCGUGGAACAUGGGCCUCUGGAUGUGCUGCUGAGGAAGGAGAGAGGCCGGGUCAGCGUGGGCUGGAAGAUCACCGUGGCCAAGCAGUUGGCCAGUGCCUUGAGCUACCUGGAGGACAAGAACCUGGUGCAUGGCAACGUGUGUGCCAAGAACAUCCUGCUGGCCAGGAAAGGGCUGGAAGAGGGAGCUGUGCCCUUUGUGAAGCUCAGCGAUCCCGGCCUCAGCUUCGCCGUGCUCUCCCGGGAAGAGCGCGUGGACCGGAUCCCCUGGAUCGCUCCGGAAUGCGUCUGGGAUGUGGGAAACCUCAGCACAGCAGCGGAUAAAUGGAGCUUUGGCACCACCUUGCUGGAAAUCUGCUUCGACGCCGACGUCCCGCUCAAGGAACGUGCCCCUUCCGAGAAAGAACGUUUCUAUGAGAAGAAGCAUCGUCUUCCUGAGCCUUCCUGCAGGGAAUUGGCCACCCUCAUCUGUCAGUGCCUGAACUACAGCCCUGGAGAGCGUCCAUCCUUCCGGACCAUCCUGCGGGAUCUCACCCAGCUCCAGCCCCACGCCCUUGUGGAUGUCACCGCGGUGAAUCCCGACUUCCCAGUGUCGGAUCCCACUGUUUUCCAGAAGCGUUACCUGAAGAAGAUCCGGGGGCUGGGGGAGGGGCACUUCGGGAGGGUGAGUCUCUGCUGCUACGACCCCACCAACGACGGCACAGGGGAGAUGGUGGCCGUGAAGUCGCUCAAGGCCGGCUGCAGCCAACAGCUCCUCUCCAGCUGGAGCAGGGAGAUCCAGAUCCUCAAGACCCUCUACCACGAGAACAUCGUCAAGUACAAGGGGUGCUGCAGCGACCAGG